GUCCCCUCUGCGCUCAGAGCAGAGCUCUGGGGAAGGAGCGGGUCUGCGGCUCUCCCCCCGGAAGGAGGAGCCUGGGGACGCGCACAGCCGGGGGCGUCCCGCGGCCGCAGACCUGACCCCGCUGGACCUCAGCCACCUGUCGACCCGGGGCGACCCCGGCCACAAGGACCUGGCCGCCUCCUUGCGGGCGUCCCUGGCCGUCCACCUGUGUCCCUACUGCAGCCACCAGACCUACUACCCCGAGGUCCUGUGGAUGCACCAGCGCGUCUGGCACCGGGUCAGCUGCACCUCUGUGGCCCCCCAGUGGGUCCAGCCCAACGGUCACAGAAGCAUCAGGAACAACCUGGUGUUCCUUGUCCGGAGCGGACGCACCGGCCCCCCGCCCGCCCUCGGGGGCAGAGAGUGCCAGCCGCUGCCCAUCGCCCGCUUCACACGCACUCAGGGGCCGGCCGGGGCGCCGGGGCCCAGCGGCAGCUGCUCACCCACGGCUGGGGUGGCACGGGCCACCGGCACGCCUCGGAGCAGGGAGGGCCACCCCGGGGGCCCCUGCGCACUCUGGACGGCCAGCCCCGAGGGGCCUCGGCAGACCAAGCCUGGCCACGGUCCCGAGCAACACGGCUCCCCGGCCCAGCUGCCCCCACACAGGCCCAAGCAGGAGGCCGGCCCCAGACCCGGGUCCGCGGGCGGUGGCUUCAGCAGAAGUGCCACGCCCACACCCACCGUCAUCGCCCGUGCAGGCUCCCAGCCCCCAGCCCCCGGCCGGCUGGGGGAUAAGUAUGUCGUCCCACCGGCGGGGGCUGGCGGUGGCCCCCCAAGUAAGCACAGUGUCCUGGAACCACUGAAAGCCAAAUUCAGCCCUCAGCCUCUGGGUCAGCUGCAUGCGAAGGGCGACGGCCUGGCCCUCCCCGCCUCCACGGCUGGCCCGGGCUGCCGGGGGGACACGGCUCUGCAGACCCCACCCACCCCACAGGCCGCCCGGCAGGAGCCGCCCGGGGGCCACGAGAAGCAUGUGGACAUCCUCAGCAUUUUCAAGACAUGCAUCCCCAGGGACUUCACCACGCUCUACCAGAGCUGGGGCGCCAGUGGCUCUGCACGAGAGCACAGAGGGACGCCCCGGACGCAGGCCCGCCCGGGAGACUUCGUCUGCACCGAGUGCGGGAAGCGCUUCCACCAGCCCAGCCACCUCCGCGCCCACAUGCGGGCUCACUCAGUGGUGCUGGAGUCCAGUGGCCCCCGAGGUGCUGACGUCCUGGCCCCCUCCGCUGAUGCCCCCAACCAAGGGAGAGACCGUGCUAGCACAGACGCCGUCCUGACAGAGUCUCUCAGGAAGGGGACCUAACGCCCCACGCCGGCCGCGAGCCACCCACCCAGCCAUCCCGACAGACAGCGACCCUGCCCGCCCCCCGAAGAGCAGCGGGAACACUCCCGACCAGACACCGCCACCCCGGAGCGGGGACCGGGGGCGCCUCUGCUGGCCCGGCUUUGCAGAGCGAACGGACGCUGCGCGGGGAGCUCCGAGCAGGUGCCCCGCGAGUGUGCGUGCUUGUCAGCCACCGUGUGGCUCCGGGCGGCGACGGCGGUGACGGCGGUGACGGCAGGCGCGCAGGGCAUCCGUGUGGUCAAGACAAGUUUGAGACACUGGAAAAGGGUCUUGUGUGUGGGGACAGCACGUGGCCCGAAGCGCUGCGAGAGAAGCCACCGACACGCAGACUGUCCGGGCCCGGCGCGGCGCUAGCCCGGCCCCCGCCCUGCUCGGCGGGCGUUCACGCCGUGAAUGGGGCGUGCUCGGUGCUGUGCGAGCCAGGCUGGGGGCAGGGGGCCGGCCACAAGACCCUCACUAGUCCGUGGUUCGUGGUUCGGUCGCGUCCCCUGUCCCCUGGGGCCCGUUGCGCUCUCCACGUGCUCCACCCGCAGCUCACCCCGUGCUCGGUGACUCGGCCGAGGACGCCGGCUGGGGGUGCUGCUGUCCGCGGGGGGCUGGGGGGAGAGCGCUGGCCAGCGCCGGGGGUUGGGGGCGCUCUCUGUUCUCAGGGCCUUCGUGACAGGGCUGCGCCUGCAGGCCACGCACAAAGGGGACACCCGUCUCCACGGCCACCCAGCCAUUGCACCCCCGGGUCUGGGCCCAUGUCAGUCACGGCGGGAGAAUCCCUGGGCAGAUUUGGCCCCAGACCACCAGGGUGCCAAGGCUCUGGACUCCUCUGCCCCCACCUCCCUGCAGCCCCCACCUCCCCGUCCCCCCGUCCCGGCAGCACCUCGGCAAGCAGGUGUGUCCUUCGUGGGCCUGGCGCCCUCCACAGGUGGGGCACCUCUGUCCCCAGAGCGUGGAGGCCCCCAGGCCCUGGGAGCCGGUGGCCACAUAUACCUCUUCCUCAGUCACGCAAAUGCAAGUUUCUGUGGUGGGGAUUAAGGCCCAAAACAAAGGAUCUUAAACCUGCGGCGUGCGCAGUGAACGUUGUACUCCACAGAUACAAAUGUUCCCUUGUCCUAGCGCCGUGACACCAUGUGUGACGGUGAUAUUUCUGAGAGUUUCAGAGUUUUGCACAUAUGAUUUUAUGCAUUAUCAAAAGUUACUGCUGCCUUGAAUGGAAAUGUUCUGUGAAAUUUUUUGCAAAAGCUUUACUAGGUUUUUUUUUAAUUGUGAAAUUUUGUAAAGGCAGGAAAUGGAUUAAAAUAAGCAUGCUAAAUAUAUUUUUCAAAAAAGCAAUAAUUUUACAUGUACAGAAAUUAUCUUAACCUUUAAUACUGGUGAGAGCGACAGUUUACUCAAUGCAGUAAUAGAUUAUGCAGUUUUUGUAGAAAAUGGGCUUCUGAUACAAAGACGUGUUUAAACACACACACACACACACACACACACACACACAAACAAACACCCACCCACACCCUAGAGUGUGGUUUUUUUUGUUCUGACGAUUUGUUGAAUUAUUUUAUUAUUAUUGUUGUUAUUGUUAUUAGUUAAUGUUUGGUUCUGGAUUCUACUUGUUACUGAGUUGAAAUUACUUGACGGUUCGGGUUACUUUGUGACACUUGCAAACAAUGCAAUGUACCCGACUAGCUUAUGUACACACACACACACACACAUACACGUACUCAUGUACACACACCCGUGUGUAUGUGUGGACACCCAGUUUUUCUUAACUCGGUGUCCCCUGAUGUUCUUACGACACAC
Pteropus alecto (black flying fox) is the source of this 3166-nucleotide messenger RNA. RefSeq names its product zinc finger protein 516 (gene ZNF516). Gene Ontology annotation, biological process: regulation of DNA-templated transcription. NCBI's taxonomy places the organism in Eukaryota, Metazoa, Chordata, Mammalia, Chiroptera, Pteropodidae. Gene Ontology annotation, cellular component: nucleus. The coding region runs from base 254 to 1339 and encodes 361 amino acids. The record is from RefSeq and is a predicted model, not a curated record. Gene Ontology annotation, molecular function: DNA-binding transcription factor activity, RNA polymerase II-specific; RNA polymerase II cis-regulatory region sequence-specific DNA binding. The transcript is spliced from 4 exons.